UAUAGUCUAACAUGUGUCAACAUAUAUUGAAAAUCGUAUGGUGUUUUUAAAAUGCUAUAUAAAUAUUCAGUGCACAUUUCAUGCAUCUAUGGUCAUUUUUUUUUAAAGUUUAAACCAAUAUCGAUUUUGUUGAAAACCGAUUUUGCGUAAAAAUUCGAGUUUUCCUUCAUUAUUUUCCCUAACGCUUUUGAAAACGACUGUAAAUUUUAAAUUUUGACCUCAUCAAUUAGAUUCAAUUUUCCGCCAGAAAAGAUAAUAAAGUCGAAAAUCAAAUCAUUUUUUCGAAUACUUAUUGUUUACACAGACACACAUAAUUGUAAAUACUAAAAUCAAUAAACAUUCAUCGCUCCGCUCAGAAUCUAAAAUUACAUUAAAUUUUAAAUUUGAAUUAUUCACGUGAAACGUAUUUGACACUCACUUAGCAAUAUAUUGGAACAUUAUAUAGUCUAUAAAAGAAAAGUAGCAAAUGCAAAAACAUCCGCGGUGUUCUACUUAAUAUAAUUCAUUUUGUAUGAUGUUGGCUACAUUUUGUUAGGUGAUAGGUUCCGUGUAACAACUUCGUGUAAAUAUGUAACUUUUCGCGUACUGCAGAUUCUGUUUCGAACGAGCUAUCGAUUUAUCGUUUUUCGUGUGAUUUCAUAUAUCAUUAGCGCCACAGUGGCAAACUACCAAGUGAACUACACUCAACGUCAAGAACAGCCGAUAGUUUGUCGCGCGUUUGGAUUUGGAUGUCCACUCGUAGACGUUCGCCAUGAUAACCGUCUCGAAGACCACCAUUGGGGUGGUUUUGUCGGGUGUUGUGGGCCUGUGCUUCCUAAGCUACUUAAUUUUCUUAGGCCCUGAACGUAGCAACGACGCGGUAAUCAAAUCGAACCGGCUCAAGAAACGACUGGCUGAAAAUGAUGGUGAAACUGGUAAACUGUUGACGCUCAAGUUGAAGUUACCAGUCUCCAUAAAACAUCUUGCCGAUCUAGAGAUCUUAGUUAAAGAGUUGAAUAUGGGUGAGUACUACUUGUCUCACGGGGACUCGGUCCUUGGUGUCAAGCACCUAGCCAACGCCAUGGUUUCAUGCCAGAAUCCCGACGUGCUGUAUAAAGUGUUGCGGAACAAACUGCCCAAACACGUGUUCGAAAUGCUCACCGAGAAGCUCUUACCGGAGCAGGUAGAACUGUGGUCGUCUUCCAACAUUCUUCAGGACUUGGCCUUUGACACCGAAUAGUUUUUUUUAUCGUCAAGCUGAUUCUAUAAUUAUAUUUUGAUGAUACGUUUAUAUUAAUAAUUUAUUUAUUUGAUGCUGUAUUAUGAGGUGUAAAAUUUCUAACAAAUACUAAAUAGUAUAGUGAUACAGUAUAUAAUGAUUCAGUAUAUAAUAGAUAAAUAAAUUAAAAGCGUAUAAUUGCAAAAACAUAAAAUAGAAAACAUUAAAUUAGUAAAAUAAUAAACGAUUAAAAAGUAGAAUAGUAAGGUGGUUGGAAAUCUAAAAUAAACUAUUAAGCUGGUGAAGCAUUCUGUGUAUGGGGUGGGAUGAAACGUAAAAAAGUGAGUGGUUCCUAGUGGUAUACGGGUAAGCAAGGAACGAAAUGCGAUUGAUGCGAGAUCAUGAGUUGACCUUCAAGCCGCUAAGAAGUGGAGAAAUAAAAAAAGUAUUCGCAAUAUAUUUAUAUAUUAUACUAUAUUAUUAUUCGUGUAUAAUACCUAACUUCUUUAGGGGAUCACCAUGUAUUACAUGGCAUGUAAUAAUAUGCAACGGCUCAUCAUUCGCACUAUCACAUCCCUAGUUUUUGUAUUAUUACUUGGGGUGUGCUUCCAAGUUCGCUCCAUUAACAAGGCCUUGGAAAUGAAGUCCAGAAAUUUUUUUUCACAGUCAAUUUUAAAAAUAUCUGCCUCAUAACUUAUAACCAGCAUAAUAUACAUUUAUACAUAGAAUAUUCAACUAUACUUAUUAAUACAUUAUUAUGUACCCGGUCAUUCUUUUAUCAUUGAACACUCAUUAUUUUAAAAAGUGUAAGUACUUUAAUACUAUACAACAGAGCGAUUUCUUGAUUUUCAUUUUAUUUGUAUAAGUUAUAACACUGUUAUCUUGACAAGACCUAGGAAAUUGAAGUAAAUAUAUAUUUUUUAGUAAUAUAUUAGUUGGUCUGUUUAUUAAGAAGAUUAAAGGAGAAAGUAAAUAUAUUAUUGGUAUUUAAUUUCUAAAUAAAAGUGGCAAUACUAAUGUUUCCCUUUAAGUAUAGGUACUGAAUUUUAUAAUACAACCUACAGUAAAUAGUUUACUAUACAAUUAAAUAAUCAAAAAAUUUCGUUAUUUAUUAUGAAUGUAUAUGUAAUAUGUAUAUUAUAUCACUUAAUAUGUAUUAUUUAUUAAAUGAAAUACUCAUAUCCAUUUUAUAUGAUCCAACAUUUCUGGACGUGUAUUAUAUGCAUAGUAUUAUACGUAUACAUUAUAAUACCCACAGUACAGUAUAAACAUAUUAAAUAAAUGUCGUUUAAGAAUAUUAUAUUGAUUUUGUUUGACAUUUCAUGUUUAUUAGAUGACGAAAAAACAAUAGCAAAAUAAAAAGGUCACAAAAAUCCCCGAAUUAAAUUAUGUAAAAGGUAGACGUACUAAAAUGUAUUUAGGUUGUGAACUUUUCCAUUUAGAGUAUAUUUUGUCGUUCUCCAUCAUUUACCAUGAAUAAAAUGCGAAUCGCACGCAUUUUAUAUGGCAUCCACUUUGGUGGAACAAAUUAGUGACGUGUGACGUCUCAUGCCAACGGAGGAAAAUCGUAAAAAUAAAAUAUGUAAAAUGCGAUGUUGCAGUUAAAUGUUAAAACUUGAGAUAACAAUUUGUAUGGUUCUCUCAUAGAAAUAUUUUAUUUCACUAUAUAAAUUAUAAACGUGUG
This is a messenger RNA of Metopolophium dirhodum (rose-grain aphid), 2882 nucleotides long. Its product is annotated as TOMM20-like protein 1. Bases 752 to 1219 code for a protein of 155 amino acids. The transcript has a single exon. The record is from RefSeq and is a predicted model, not a curated record. Gene Ontology annotation, molecular function: transmembrane protein transporter activity. Gene Ontology annotation, biological process: protein targeting; protein import into mitochondrial matrix; tRNA import into mitochondrion. Gene Ontology annotation, cellular component: mitochondrial outer membrane; mitochondrial outer membrane translocase complex. NCBI's taxonomy places the organism in Eukaryota, Metazoa, Arthropoda, Insecta, Hemiptera, Aphididae.